Molecule: messenger RNA, 536 nt
Organism: Selaginella moellendorffii
Lineage: Eukaryota; Viridiplantae; Streptophyta; Lycopodiopsida; Selaginellales; Selaginellaceae
Product: ferredoxin
Exons: 1
Coding region: 23-463 (146 amino acids)
Biological process (GO): electron transport chain
Molecular function (GO): 2 iron, 2 sulfur cluster binding; electron transfer activity
Source: RefSeq, a predicted model, not a curated record
AAUCCCAACCUUCAUUUGGCUCAUGGCAGCACUGGCACUGGGCGAUCAUCCUAGAACAGUGUUUUCCAAUCUGGGCCUCGAUCUUCGCCGAAGAGCUGCCAUUGGGAUCGAACUCCAAAGCCGCAGGGAGCGAUUAAAGCCCUCUUUUGCGAUCCGAGCGACAGCAUACAGAGUCUUGUUGAAAAUGCCCCUAGGUGAGAAGAUGAUCUCUUGCCCUGACGAUAAGAGCAUCCUGGACGCCGCCGAGGAUGCGAACUUGGAGCUCCCAUUCUUCUGCCGCGCAGGAUCUUGCCCUGCUUGCGCAGGAAAACUAGAGAUGGGCAGCGUGGAUCAGGGCGGAAAUGCGUUUAUGGGCUACGAGCACAUCGAUCAGGGCUUCGUGCUCACUUGCAUCGCCUACCCAACAAGCGAUUUGGUCGUCAUCACUCACGCCGAGGACGAAUUGGUCGCCUCUCUCCUCUAGCAGAGAAAGAACCCUAAAUGCAGGGGGUCGCGCGCUAAUUUUCAAAUUUUAAAAAUCUCAAAUUUGCUACACA